AUGUCCCAGCGCUCCGUGCACAGCCUACUCGAGUCCAUUGCCAAGGUUGAAUUCCGUUCCGCGCUUACCAAGCUGUUUCACGCAAAGUACGACAACUCUGAGCGCGAACGUACCACCAUCGACUCUGCGCUCUCACGCACGGUCGUUCUGCGCAACGCGGAGGAUGUUCUCCCUGGGCUGCUGGAGGGGAAGGUGAUUAGGGAUUGGAUCAAACGUCAGGGAAACAUGAAGCUGUAUCUUACCACUGGCAUCAAGCUCUUCGUGGAUGCGCAAGUCUCUACGCGGAGAGCUUCGGACGUGGAAACGAGUGUCAGCGCUACCAUUCCCGUCACAGACGUAGUCACAGCGGCCACUGGAGUCGCCCUCGCCUUCGCCGGUGCUGCUGAUGGCACUCUUUCGGGUUUGAGCAGCGGACACAGCACUUUAAAGACGACGUUCACCUCAGUGGCCGAGACGAUUUUCGCGAUCGAGUAUCGUCAACUGAAGAAUUUCAGAAAGUUCCUCUUCGGCUACGAGUUUGAGGACGUGCGUCUGCAGCCUGCUGUGCGCACCCCUUAUCACAAGAUCAGGCGCAUACUCGUGACCGACUCUCCGCCUGCCGAUGGGGAGUCUGAUGACGAACAGGGCGCUAGUAGUGCAAGGGAUACAUUCAUAGAGGAUGAUUUCACACCGGACGACGGAGGAUUUGCAGAAUAUUGGGCACUUCCCGAGGAUACUGUCAUGGAGAACGACUUCAUGCCGAACGAUGGGGCAUUCGCAUUCGAGGAAAAUGGUUAUGAAAUCUGGUGUUGGGCAGCGGCAAAUGAAGACGAAGCAGUGGGGAAGUAG
Messenger RNA from Sparassis crispa, 828 nucleotides. RefSeq lists its product as hypothetical. Bases 1 to 828 code for a protein of 275 amino acids. The transcript has a single exon. NCBI's taxonomy places the organism in Eukaryota, Fungi, Basidiomycota, Agaricomycetes, Polyporales, Sparassidaceae. The record is from RefSeq and is a predicted model, not a curated record.